AUGCCCCGUCGAAUUUCGAUACCUUUCACAUCUUCGAACAGCAUGCCAGAGACAGAAAAGACUGGCGAUAGGAGACCGUCUACCUCAAAGGCCAACCGCCUGAGCCAGUUCUUCUCUGUGAUGCCCCGGCAAAAAGAGCAGCCUACUGCUCAGCAGGCUCUCAUGGCCAUGCAGAACAACUCAACGCGGUCCAUCACCGCCCCGAGCCUCUCGCUUCCUAGCAUCUCCCUCUCAACCGCUACUGCCGGUGAACCUAACAAUGAAGAGCAACCUACCACCCUGUUCCAGCCGCCUUCGUCCGAGGAGAUCACGCUGAAGAGACGUGCUGAUGCUCAAUUUGGUCCUCUCAACCAUGCCACUCAUCGAUAUGUCAGCAAGCAUCACGGAGAGCCCUUGAAAGCUCCCGUCAUUGACGAGCCGCCCUACUACUUUGUUCUCACCACCUACAUCAGCUACCUGCUUUUGAUUGCCCUGGGCCACGUCCGCGACUUCUUUGGCAAGAGGUUCAGCAAGAACCCCAUGUACAAGAGCGUCAAGCCCAUUAACGGAUAUGCCCCCCUGACGGACGAUUUCGACAGCUUCUACGUUCGGAGACUGAAGCUGCGUAUUGACGACUGCUUCGCUCGCCCUACCACUGGCGUUCCUGGUCGCUACAUUACCCUCAUGGAUCGCGUCUCUUCCGACUACAACCGAUCCUACAAGUUCACCGGCAGUCACACUGAGACCCUCAACAUGAGCUCAUACAACUACCUCGGAUUCGCUCAGUCCGAGGGCCCCUGUGCUGAUGCCGUCGAGGAGUGUGUUCGCAAAUACGGACUGAGCUUCUGCAGCCCUCGCGGAGACGUUGGAACGUCAGAUCUGGCAGUCGAGGUCGAAAAGGAGGUUGCCAAGUUUGUUGGCAAGCCCGCCGCCAUGGUCUUCUCUAUGGGUUUCGUCACCAAUGCUAGCUCUUUCCCCGCCCUGGUUUCCAAGGGUUGUCUGAUCAUCUCUGAUGAGCUCAACCAUGCCUCCAUCCGUGUGGGUGCACGUCUGUCUGGUGCUGUCGUUCGCUCUUUCAAGCACAACGACAUGUUUGAGCUGGAGAAGAAGCUCCGUGAGGCCAUUGCACAAGGCCAGCCGCGUACCCACCGUCCAUGGAAGAAGAUUCUGGUAGCUGUCGAGGGUCUGUACUCAAUGGAGGGUACCAUGUGCGAUCUGCCUGGAAUUCUGAAGCUCAAGGAAACCUACAAAUUUUACCUCUUUGUUGACGAGGCCCACAGCAUCGGUGCACUUGGUCCCAACGGACGUGGUGUCUGCGAUUACUUCGGCAUUGACCCUGCCAAGGUUGAUAUUCUCAUGGGAACCCUCACCAAGUCUUUCGGUGCCAACGGUGGUUACGUGGCUGCUGAACCCUCCAUCAUUGCCAAGCUCCGCGGCGUCAAUGCUGCCACUCAGUUGGGAGAAGCUCCCGCUCCGUCUGUACUGAUGCAGAUUCUCGCCUCGCUCAAGCUGAUUACUGGCGAACUCAUUCCCGGCCAGGGCGAGGAGCGCCUGCAGAGAAUCGCUUUCAACUCUCGGUACCUCAGACUCGGUCUCAAGCGUCUCGGUCUCAUUGUUUACGGCCACGACGAUUCGCCCAUUAUCCCCGUUCCACUCUACAACCCUGGCAAGAUGUCUGCUUUCAGUCACGAGAUGUUGAAGCGCAAGAUCUCUGUUGUCAUUGUUGGUUACCCUGCGACUCCCUUGAUCAGCUCCCGUGUACGUUUCUGUGUGUCGGCUGCACACAACAAGGAUGACAUGGACCGCCUCUUGGCAGCUUGCGACGAAGUUGGAGAUAUCCUUCAGCUCAAGUUCUCCACUGGAAUUGCUGGCGGGCAAAAGCUCCCCCCUGGCAUCACCGCUGAGAACGAGGCUGAAUGGAGAAAGGAGAAUGGCCUGGAAGAAUCAUACGACGCACCACGAUGGCAACUAGAUGAUGUCAUUGCAGCUGGUGUUGCCGACACCAAGAUGAAACUGGUAUAG
Pestalotiopsis fici W106-1 is the source of this 2001-nucleotide messenger RNA. RefSeq names its product Serine palmitoyltransferase 2. The transcript has a single exon. Gene Ontology annotation, molecular function: pyridoxal phosphate binding; serine C-palmitoyltransferase activity. NCBI's taxonomy places the organism in Eukaryota, Fungi, Ascomycota, Sordariomycetes, Amphisphaeriales, Sporocadaceae. Gene Ontology annotation, cellular component: serine palmitoyltransferase complex. The coding region runs from base 1 to 2001 and encodes 666 amino acids. Gene Ontology annotation, biological process: sphingosine biosynthetic process; ceramide biosynthetic process. The record is from RefSeq and is a predicted model, not a curated record.